CGUCCAAUCCUUUAAUGAAAGUUUUCUACUUGGUACUCAAGGAUAAACUUCUUUGUAAAAAAAAGGUAAAUCCAAACUGAUCGGUAAAGAGUAUGAUUCUGAAUAGACUAUAUCCUCGGAGUGCCAAAGGAUUUGGGAUAUUUUGUAGCUUAUUACUACUUAGCAUAGUGAUUAUUCAAAAAGUUAGAUAUUCUACACAGCCAGAUAUCGUCAAAAACUCAGAACGUGUUACGGCAAAAAUCUACAUUCCUACAGGAUACAAGGAUAUUAUAAUAAAAACACCCUCUGAAACAGAGAUAUCCGAAAUAAUUAGGAAGUAUAUUACUAACAAAACUCCAGAAUCAAAAACACAGAAUAAAAUUCUGAAUUUGAAAAUCGCGUAUCCGCGAAAUCCAAUACGCUGAUAAGGAACCUUCGUAUUCAGAAAUUGAGACACUUAAAAAAUCUGAAGACACCGAAAUUACAAAAGUAAAAGAAAAUUACAAUAUUGCUGGUGCAAAGGAUUGGAGCGACAAAUGGACACGGAUGGCUUGGAAAAUAUUCGCCUAUUCGGCGUUCUGGGAUGACCGCAUGGACUUAUCAGAAGGUUUUCGAGUGAUCAUAGUUGCAGCAGGUCCUCGACGACCUUUGAUUUUACAGAGAGUGAGUUGUAUGUUGAAUUACGGAGAUUAUAAUCAGACCACUGACACGAACUUUCAAGUUAUCAAUGAAAAUCAUGGUAAAUCCACGUCGGCCAUAUUGUUUUACUGUUUUCCUGCUUCGUCCGAACGUAUACCGGUUUCAGCAACUCUGUUUUUGAAAAAGAGGAAGAUUGUGAGGGCCUGGAUACCAGUUCACCAGCAAAAGUUGAGGACAGAUGACAGCACAAAUAAGACAGUUGUCUGUUUGCGACCAAUGUUUGGAAAUGUCAUUCUAACGCCACAGGUUGUAGAAUUUAUUGCAUUCUAUCAAAUUAUUGGCGCCACACACUUCACCUUCUACGAUAAUGGCAUAACAAAAGAAAUACAUUUGUUAUUGAAGAAGCUUCAAGAAAAAGCCGGUGUUUCGGUAUCUAUUCACUCCUGGGAUUUGCCAAAGACAUUAUCGAGUAUAUGGGAAAGGGGUCAACUUGCUGCUAUUCAAGACUGCAUCCAUAGACACAUGAAUACUUUUGAGUUUGUAAUACUUGUUGACAUUGAUGAAUUUAUUGUCCCUCAGAAACAACACCAGAUGACAGUUCAAGAAAUAAUUCAUUAUGUAGAUAAGCACAAAAAGGAACCCCCAGGUUUCAAAUGGGGAAGUUAUGUUUUCAGAAACAGUUUUUUUUGUUUAGAAUUUCCUUCUCAGAACUCAGCCUUGAAACCUAGAAUUGAACUUCUCACUCAGACAAAACUGUUUAGAAAAAAGAAAAUAUGGCCCCCAUUUGAAAGAUCAAAGGUAAUUGUGCGCCCUCGCGUGGUUAAAGUAGGAGGAAUUCAUAGUGUGAUAGAACAUGUUGCUGGUUAUCGGUUUCAAGUUAUUCCUCCAGAAUUUGGGUUGCUUCAUCACUACCGAGGAG
This is a messenger RNA of Limulus polyphemus (Atlantic horseshoe crab), 1537 nucleotides long. Its product is annotated as beta-1,4-galactosyltransferase galt-1-like. The transcript has 2 exons. Lineage: Eukaryota; Metazoa; Arthropoda; Merostomata; Xiphosura; Limulidae. The record is from RefSeq and is a predicted model, not a curated record. The annotation marks the transcript as partial.